AUGUCGUUUAACUUUGUUGGCAGUACUAAAGUACUGAAAAAUAUUGAGGAAAUUACUUCAAUUGAUGAUUUGAAUUCAGAUAACAUAGAAUUAGUUAGAGGAGAGACACCAAUCGAUAUCAAUGAUCAAUGUUUACAGUUAUGUAAGGAUUAUCUGUCGGGUGAAUGGAUUCAACAAACAGUGGACACCAUUACUGUCCGACGUAUUACCGGUGGACUCACUAAUCAAAUAUAUUAUUGUGGUAUUAAUGAACCAAAUAUGACAUCAAAAGUACCACAAGAAGUGGCGGUUAAACUUUAUGGAGAAAAAUAUUUAAAAAAUAGUAACGAAAACUAUGAAAGACUUAACGAUGUUAUUAUUGAUUUGAUGGUAUCUGAAAAUGAAAUUGGUCCCAAAAUUUAUGCUAUAUUUGAACAUGGAGAAUUACAAAAAUAUUAUAAGCAUAGACAGUUCAGAAUUGCUGAACAAAGUAAUCCUAAACUGGUUGAUGAAGUGUUCCGCAAAUUGGCCCGAAUUCACGCCAUGGAUGUGCCCAUCAAACGUACAAAUAAUCGUUUGGAUAGAAUUAAUGAAUUAUAUAAAUUUAUAUUUGAAGACAAUGUUGAUAUCAAAGAAAUACUUGAAACAAACAAUUGUCAAACACUAUUAAAUACUGAUAUUAAAAGCGAAAUUGAGUUUAUUAGAAAUCUUAUAGUAAAAGCCAACAGUCCUAUUGUGUUCAGCCAUUGUGACUAUAGAUCAAGUAAUUUAUUAGUUACUGAAUCGGCCGAUCAAACUGACGGUCCAAUAGUUGUCUGUGAUUUUGAAUACGGAUCGUAUGGUUAUAGGGGUUACGACUUUAUAUUACUAACACGAGAAUGGGGUCAAAAAGCGUCAGAUUCUACUUCCAGGGGUUUACCUCUUGAUGUAUCAGUUAUACAACCAUUGAUUGAGAUCUAUGUUAAUGAAUGCGAAAACAUUUUUGGCAAACAAUUUACAGCAAAUGAAAUCAAUUCUGUGGAUCACAUCAUCAAUGAAAUCAAUUUAUUUCAUUUCUGGUGA
This is a messenger RNA of Oppia nitens, 1041 nucleotides long. Its product is annotated as choline/ethanolamine kinase-like. Gene Ontology annotation, molecular function: ethanolamine kinase activity; choline kinase activity. The transcript is spliced from 4 exons. Gene Ontology annotation, biological process: CDP-choline pathway; phosphatidylethanolamine biosynthetic process. Gene Ontology annotation, cellular component: cytoplasm. NCBI's taxonomy places the organism in Eukaryota, Metazoa, Arthropoda, Arachnida, Sarcoptiformes, Oppiidae. The coding region runs from base 1 to 1041 and encodes 346 amino acids. The record is from RefSeq and is a predicted model, not a curated record.